AUGUCCUUUGAUAGAGUAAUUCAAGACUCUGACGAUGAGGACGAUCCUUUGUCGGAAAUGCCGCCCCCAGUCAAGCGAGCCCGGGAGCAGCCAAAGGAUCAUGUUGAUAAUGUCACCAGUUGCAAUGAGCAAUCUGCAGCGGUAACACCAGGCGGCCAAGCGCAAGGUCUAGACCAUGGAAAUUAUCUUGCCGUUGACUUUGACGCAUUCCUACAGUCUCAGGAAACAGCGCCAAAUGUCUUUUCUGCCUCUCAGCAACGGAGGGAGGAGAGGUGGAUUCCGUCAGACGCUGGGGCGGGGUCAAUUGGCUCAGUAAUGACGGAAAUUGGACUUGCGCAGCAACGGCUUUUCGACGAUGCUCCACAUUCAGCUAUCCGCGAGGCCCAGACAGCCGCUUGUGGCAAUCAGCCGGACAAUUGCUCAGCACUUGCCGAGUCUUCAGUUCCCCUGAACAUGGCAGUGUCGAAUUACGACGAUUACAAUCACCACGAGGGGAGUCCUGUUGCUCUACAACUUGGCUCAUUCGAUACUCCCACAUCGCAAGACAUGGCUCUCCUCAAUGGCAAAAACCACGGGCACGGUUACUCCAACAAUGACAUUACCGGAUUCUACGGAGAUCAUAUACGGCAAGUCGGGCCGCUAAAUUGUUCGUCGACUCAUGACCUGGCGCAAUCCUCAACGUCAUACAACUUCUUUGAAUCAUCCCUGAAUCAAGCUGCACAGUUGAAUGACGAUCUCCAGAGCCAUCUGAGAUCAAGCGGUACAGUGCAGACGGAGGCCAUUCAUAAAACCCCAGGAAGGUCACAUUCCAUGCAAGCUACAUCUUACUCUCCCCACGAUACCGAGCCAAUCUCGUCAUUAGUGACGCCGAAAGUCAAUAGAGUCCAAAGCGAUAGCACUUACCGAUAUGCUCCAUCGCAGUCGCAAAGAAGCGAAUGCGAUGAGCUCGCCGCCCCUGUUACAGUCGAGAUACCGGCUGUUAAAUUGAAGCGCGGGCGCAAAAGAAAGCAAGACAUACCGGAAGGCGACGAAGAUGAUGAGCUUGCUCCCUCAAAUGAUCGAGCCAUCCCAGAGGGUGGUGAAACAGUGAAGAGAAAGCCAAGCCGGCCACCGAAGGUCGUACGGACGUUGAACGAAUCUGAUGACGCCGGGCUGGCCAACAAUCAGCCAAAAGACCAGCCUGUUCCUAAUACGGAAGAGAUUCAAGAUCUAGGUGAUACGCCACUGACUCCUGAUGCAAUUGAAUCGAACCCAAAGGCCAACGGGAUAUCACAUGUGCCAGAAAAGGACUAUUUUCGAGUUGAAGUUGCCAAUGGUUCAAAAGACAAUGGGACAGAAGUCUUGAACGACCAGCCUGCCGAAAUAAGUACCCCGCCGGCGAAGCCCUCGAAAAAGGCGAAAGAAAUCAAGAAGAAAAAACUGAAGCGUGGAAAGACUACCUCAGUGACGUUGAAGAAAUCUUAUGAAUCAGAUAUCGAAGACGACGUGAUCUGGGUCGAUGAAAGACCCUCAAAUCAUAUCCUACAAGACGAACAGCCUGCUCAGAAACCCAGCAAUGACCAAACAUCUGUCGAUACAAAAGACACGGAAUUGUUUCAUAUCCAGAUACCAAUACCUCUCUCAGACUCUGCGCCUGAGGUGAUUGAUCCCAAAACUUCGCUCGCGACAUGGAAAGACGAACCAAAGCCUGCGUCUCCAACGCCCAAGAAGCGAGGACGCAAAAGGAAGAAGACAUCAGAGCUACAAAUCAGCGAAGAGUCUCCCACCCAAAAUGCCAAUAACCUCACAGGCACCCGAGACGAUCAUAAAGCAGCACCGCAGCAGCAAUCAGAGAUUGGCGAAUCCAUCAUGCUCAAGCAGCCUUCAGACCAAGGCGUCAUUCAACAGAAGACUGAAAUCACGGAUGACAACCCUCCUUCAGGAGAAGAAGAAACGUCGCAUCCAGAGUCGCUCUCGCCCUCCGAGCACUCAGUAGCCACAGAGGCAAACGCCCCAGAAACCCCAAAGAAACCGGACUCAACCUCUAACCAGGCAGACACGAGUACGUGUCCCAAGACAAAAGUCCCUGGAAAAGGUCCUGACAAGCACAGCCCUAUCGCGGGAACAAGCAAAGUGCCCUAUCGAGUUGGGCUGAGCCGCAGGGCCAGAAUCGCGCCUCUGCUUAAGAUCGUCCGACGAUAA
Molecule: messenger RNA, 2181 nt
Organism: Aspergillus fumigatus Af293
Lineage: Eukaryota; Fungi; Ascomycota; Eurotiomycetes; Eurotiales; Aspergillaceae
Exons: 2
Coding region: 1-2181 (726 amino acids)
Source: RefSeq, a predicted model, not a curated record